Messenger RNA from Carica papaya (papaya), 1726 nucleotides. RefSeq names its product Glycosyl hydrolase superfamily protein (gene MAN7). The record is from RefSeq and is a predicted model, not a curated record. NCBI's taxonomy places the organism in Eukaryota, Viridiplantae, Streptophyta, Magnoliopsida, Brassicales, Caricaceae. Gene Ontology annotation, molecular function: mannan endo-1,4-beta-mannosidase activity. Gene Ontology annotation, biological process: polysaccharide catabolic process.
CUUUUUCCAAACAAAAAAAAAAAAAAAUCAAUUGCAGUUGUAAGAAGACAACACUUCAUCUUCGGGCCAUUGCUUAGUUCUUCUAUAGCGUGCUGCUUUCUAACACACCACUGCUCUAUAAAAUAUUCUUCCCUAACCUGAGAAUCUCAGAGUGAAAACCAGAGAAGAAGAGCAGAGGAAGAAGAUGAAGCAUUUAGGUCUGGUUCUUCUACUGUUAGUUUUAAUCCACCAGCCAUUUUUUCUUCUCAACGUCGUCGCCGGAAAUUGGUUUGUCAGAACCAAAGGAGCUCAGUUUCUACUCAAUGGGAACCCAUACUACGCCAAUGGUUUCAACGCCUACUGGUUAAUGUACAUGGCGUCUGACCCGUCACAGAGGUUUAGGGUUUCAUCUGCUUUCCGUCAAGCCGCGAGUCACGGCCUCACCGUCGCCAGAACCUGGGCUUUCAGCGACGGUGGCUACAGACCGUUGCAGACCGCCCCUGGCUCCUACAAUGAACAGACGUUUAAGGGUUUGGAUUUUGUGGUAGCUGAGGCCAGAAGAUAUGGGAUAAAGCUGAUAUUAAGUUUGGCAAACAACUAUGAGAGCUUUGGAGGGAAGAAGCAGUAUGUGGAUUGGGCUAGAAGUAGAGGACAGUACCUUACAUCUGAGGAUGACUUCUUCAGAAACCCAGUUGUUAAGGGGUUUUACAAGAACCACAUCAGGACUGUUCUUAACAGAUAUAACAGCUUUACCGGAAUUCAUUACAAGGAUGACCCAACAAUUAUGGCUUGGGAGCUAAUGAAUGAACCUAGAUGUACAUCAGAUCCUUCUGGCAGGACAAUUCAGGCUUGGAUAAUGGAAAUGGCUUCUUAUGUGAAAUCAAUAGACAGAAAUCACUUGCUGGAAGCUGGUUUAGAAGGAUUUUAUGGACAAUCAACACCUCAGCGGUUGAGCCUUAAUCCUAGUUUGAAUGUUGGAACAGAUUUCAUAGCAAAUAACCAGAUCCCAGGCAUUGAUUUUGCUACUGUUCACGCAUAUCCUGAUCAAUGGUUAUCCAACUCAAACGAUCAAUACCAGCUUUCCUUCUUGAACAACUGGCUAAGUACCCAUAUUCAAGAUGCACAGUACGUUCUCCGGAAGCCCAUCAUUGUGGCAGAAUUCGGAAAAUCAUGGAAAGAUCCUGGUUAUAGCACGUAUCAGAGGGACCUGACAUUCAACAACGUGUACUACAAGAUAUACUCUUCGGCCAAAAGGGGAGGAGCAGCUGCAGGAGGCCUGUUUUGGCAGCUCCUAAGUGAAGGAAUGGAUUCUUUCCAGGAUGGAUAUGGGAUAGUUCUGAGCCAAGGGUCCUCAACUGCAAAUUUGAUUGCUCAACAGUCUCACAAGCUAGACCAAAUCAGAAGGAUCUUUACCAGGAUGAGGAAUGUAUGGAGGUGGAAGAGAGCAAGAGCAAUUAGGAACAGUCAGUGGCGUGGUGGAAGAAGAGGCAAGAAAAUUGGGAACUGAAGAAAUUGGGAUCUGAUUCAUGCAUACAUAUAUAUCUAAGAAUAUAUAUAUAUAUAUAUAUAUAUAUAUAGAUGUGCAACAAAUUUAGGGUUAAAAAUAUAUUGGAGUGCAGUUGAAGAAGGUUCUUGUCUUCCUAAUUAGUCUUUUCUUUUGGGUGAGAGCUUUCUCCUAGAGAUGAAUCUUGUUCGUCCAGGACGAAAUCAAUCAAGAGUUAUAUCAGUCUUCAUAGUUUCUGCGGCA